Messenger RNA from Varanus komodoensis (Komodo dragon), 2160 nucleotides. It is a transcript of the gene SARM1, whose product is annotated as sterile alpha and TIR motif containing 1. Lineage: Eukaryota; Metazoa; Chordata; Lepidosauria; Squamata; Varanidae. The record is from RefSeq and is a predicted model, not a curated record. Gene Ontology annotation, molecular function: signaling adaptor activity; protein binding; NAD+ nucleosidase activity. Bases 1 to 2160 code for a protein of 719 amino acids. Gene Ontology annotation, biological process: response to axon injury; negative regulation of MyD88-independent toll-like receptor signaling pathway; signal transduction. The transcript has 9 exons. Gene Ontology annotation, cellular component: dendrite.
AUGGUGCUCGCCCUCCUGGUGGCCACGUACAGGCUCUGCCGCUUGGCCAUGUCGGGCGUGGAGGCGCUGGCGGGGCUGCUGCCCGGCCACGGGGGCCACGAGGGCUGGUGGCCGGAGGGCCUGGAGGUCCCCGAGGAGCUCUCCCCCGGCCUGGCCGCCGGCAUCCAUGCCGCCCUGAGCAGGAUCCUGCCCACCCUGCACCGGGCCCUCUCCGCUGCCAAGCAGGCGGCCAGCCCCGAGGAGAGCCGGGCGGGCCUGGCCGAGAUCCUGGCGCUGGUGGAGGAGGCGUGGGCCCUGCCGGCUGUGGGCAGGGAGGUGGCCAAGGGGCUGUGCGACGCCCUGCGCCUGGAGGGGGGGCUGGACCUGCUGCUGUCCCAGCUCCAGGCGGCCGAUCGCGACACCAAGGGCCAGGCGGCCCAGCUGCUGGAGCAGAUCCUGGUGGCGGAGAACAGGAACCGCGUGGCUCAGAUGGGGCUGGGCGUGGUGCUGAGCCUGGCCCGGGAGCGUGACUGCCUGCCCUUGGCGCGCAGCACGGCAGGCAUCCUGGAGCACAUGUUCAAGCACUCGGAGGACACCUGCCUGCAGCUGAUCUCCGGCGGCGGCCUGGACGCCAUCCUCUACUGGUGCCGCAGCAACGACACGCCGCUGCUGCGGCACUGCGCCACGGCCCUGGCCAACUGCGCCAUGUACGGCGGGCCGGGCAACCAGCGGCUGAUGGCGGAGAAGCGGGCGCCGGAGUGGCUCUUCCCGCUGGCCUUCUCCACAGAGGACGCCCUGGUCCAGUUCCAGGCCUGCCUGGCCGUGGUGGUGCUGGCCAGCAACAAGGAGAUCGAGAAGGAGGUGGAGGGCUCGGGGACGCUGGCCCUGGUGGAGCCCUUCCUGGCCGGCCGCAGCCCGGGGCUCUUCGCCCGCACCCUGCUGGGCAGCAGCGACAACAGCCAGGGCCGGACGGCCGACGACCUGCAGUACCUGGUGCCCCUGCUGGACAGCUCCCGCCUGGAGGCCCAGGGCGUGGCCACCUUCUACCUGUGCGUGGAGGCCGCCAUCAAGGCCCGGCAGAAGAAGACCGAGAUCUUCGCCGAGAUCGGGGCCCUCCAGAGCCUGAAGCGCAUCGUCUGCUACUCGCCCAACGGCACCACCUCCUCGCUGGCCAAGCAGGCCCUGCGCACGAUGGGCGAGGAGGUGCCCCGCCGGCUCCAGCGCUCGGUCCCCACCUGGAAGCCCCCCGAAGUGCAGAAGUGGCUGCGGCAGAUCGGCUUUGCCGAGUACUGUCCCCAGUUCCUGAAAGUCAAGGUGGACGGCGACCUGCUCCUGCGCAUGACGCACGAGGACCUGUCGGGCGGCCUGCAGAUGCGCUGCAAACUGACCCGCACGCGGUUCCUGCGCGAGCUGACGGAGCUGAAGACGUACGCCAGCUACUCCAGCUGCGACCGCAGCAACCUGUCCGACUGGCUGGCCGGCGUGGAGCCUGCCUUCCGCCAGUACACCUACAGCCUGGUCAGCUGCGGCAUCGACCGCAACUCCCUGCACCGCGUCACCGAGCAGCAGCUCCUGGAGGACUGCGGCAUCCGCGUGGGCUUCCACCGCGCCCGCAUCCUCUCCGCGGCCCGCGAGAUGCUCCACUCCCCCUUGCCCUGCAGCAGCGGCGGGAAAGGCGCUUCCAACGGGACGGACGUGUUCAUCAGCUACCGGAGGAGCACCGGCUCGCAGCUGGCCAGCCUGCUCAAAGUCCACCUGCAGCUGCACGGCUUCAGCGUCUUCCUGGACGUGGAGAAACUGGAGGCCGGCAAGUUCGAGGACAAGAUCACGCAGAGCGUGACGGGUGCCCAGAACUUCGUGCUGGUGCUGAGCCGCCAGGCCCUGGACCGCUGCAUGGGGGACACCGAAUGCAAGGACUGGGUGCACAAGGAAAUCGCCCUGGCUCUGCGCUGUGGGAAGAACAUCAUCCCGGUGACGGACCACUUCGACUGGCCUGACCAGGCCCAGCUCCCGGAAGACAUGCGGGCCGUGCUGAAGUUCAACGGGAUCCGAUGGUCCCACGAGUACCAGGAGGCGACAAUCGAGAAGCUCAUCCGGUUCCUGCAGGGCCGCUCGUCCCGGGACUCCUCCACCGGCUCCGAGAACAGCCUGGAGUGCGGCCCCCCGCUCGGGCAGACCUAG